UGUUGUUUGACAGUAUUCCGGAAUACACCAGGCCGAUGACUGUAACAGUGGAAGAAUCCUAUAAGAUACCUUUCCUUUUUGAUAAAACUGCAUACCAAAAAUCUGGCGCAGUGAUAAGAAUGUUGGAAAACAUGGUUUCGCGAAAAGUUUUCCGACAAGGUUUAAUUUACUACUUGAAGGAGAAACAAUUUCAAACGGUAACACCCCGUGACCUUUACAGAAAUAUUCAACGAGUCCUAGAUGAAUCUUCUGAAAACGUUUUUCCACAACCAUUGACGGUUGAAAGUGUAAUGACAACCUGGGAAACGAUCGCUGGCUUUCCACUUGUAACAGUUACAAGAAAUUACGGUAGCACCAUAAAUAACAUCAAUCUCAAACAGAGGGCGUUUAAUAUAUACAACAACCAGGGUGAGGAUGGACGCUGGACGAUACCAAUUAAUUACGCUAGCAAGGGGAGUGCCUCGUUUGAGAGCACUGCUCCGAAAAAAUGGCUCAUACAUCCAACAGAUACAUUUACAGUCGCAGAUUUAGACGAUAGGGAUUGGUUCAUAGUGAACGUACAGCAAAGUGGAUAUUAUCGAGUUAACUACGAUGAAAGAAACUGGGCUCUAAUUGCCGAUGCACUAAAAGAAGACCAUCGUGUAAUUCACCCACUGAACAGAGCAAAGUUGUUAGAGGAUAGUUUUUAUUUAGGGGCAACAGGAGAUAUUUCUCCCAAUAUAUUUUCUAAAUUAUCAGAAUAUCUGGUAAAUGAAGAUGAUUCGUUAGUGUUAGCUGCCCUUCCUGCGCUUUUCGCCAGUAUGGAUAAUAAGCUUUAUUAUUCAAGAGGACACGAUGACUUUAAGGAUCGUGUUAUUUAUCUUCUUCAAGGUGCAUAUAAUCAUUUGACAUUCGACGAAAGGUUAAGUGACAGACUUAGUGAAAAAGAGGCGCGCGCCGGUGUUAUAUUUUGGUUGUGUAAAAUGGGACACAUGGAAUGUCGAAGCAAGGCAUUGGAAAAAUUUGAGGCAUGGAAAAAUGAGAAUGCGACUAUUUCAACCGAUUUGGAAUCUGCAGUAUUUUGCAGCGCCAUGCGUAGCAAUAACCAAAGCCACUUCGAUUACUUAUUUAAACUAUUUAUUGAAACGACCGACUAUGAUUUGAAGAGCCGCAUUGCGUCUGGUUUAAGCUGUAUGGAGGAACAUAAAUAUUUGCAACGAUUUUUAGAAAAUUGUUUGAAUUACUGUCCAUCAGCAUUACUAGAACAGGUCAUUAAGCAAAUGCACAGCAGUAGCAAGCAUGGGUUAGAAGUAGUGUUAGAUUUUCUUUCCCAAAACAUGGAGAAAGUUCAUAAAAUCUUUGGUGGUCACACAAAGUUUAUGGUUGAAGAGCUUGCCAGUCAAUCCUACACCGAUGGGCAUCUGAGAAAGUUAGCAAGGUCGCAGUUAUGGGCAAAGUCAGUCCCCUUUUUCGAUAGAGCUGUAGCAACGAUAGCCAAUAAUGUUGCAUGGCUGAAUAAAAAUGAACACAAGUUGUUGGAAUUUUUAACACAUUCACAAUAAAACAUGUUCUGUUGGAUUUAUUACGGAAUA
Photinus pyralis (common eastern firefly) is the source of this 1571-nucleotide messenger RNA. RefSeq names its product aminopeptidase N-like. Gene Ontology annotation, cellular component: cytoplasm. Bases 36 to 1541 code for a protein of 501 amino acids. Gene Ontology annotation, molecular function: zinc ion binding; peptide binding; metalloaminopeptidase activity. The record is from RefSeq and is a predicted model, not a curated record. NCBI's taxonomy places the organism in Eukaryota, Metazoa, Arthropoda, Insecta, Coleoptera, Lampyridae. The transcript is spliced from 7 exons. Gene Ontology annotation, biological process: peptide catabolic process; proteolysis.